AUGGCUCCUCCUCCACGUUUGCGCAUUCUGUCCGUUGGUGGCAAUGCGAUUUCUGCCUUUCUCUCAUGGCGACUGCAGGCGACAACCUCCUGCGAUGUGACUUUAGUCUGGAAAUCAGGCUUUGACGCUGUAUCACAAUAUGGUGUCUCAUUCAAAUCCAAAGCAUUCGGCAACGAGCGAUUUAAGCCCCGACAUGUCGUCCGUGCCCCCGAAGAAGCAUCCUCUCGCGAAAAUGCCUACGACUAUGUCAUCCUCUGCGUGAAGGCCCUGCCCGAUGUCUACGAUCUGGCCUCGGUGAUCGAAUCCGUGGUUACUCCCCAACACACAUGUAUUCUUGUCAACACCACAAAUACCCUCGGUAUCGAGGCUCAUCUCGAGCAACGGUACCCGACCAACGUCAUCCUUUCUCUGGUUUCCAACGUCGAAAUCUCCCAGACCGGCCCUAGCGAGUUCGAGCACCUGAGCUCGAGCGAGAUCCAUGUGGGCGCAACCAACAAACAAACCUCCAUUCCCACCUCCAUCCAGAAUGACAUGGCAGCGGCAUUGGCGAUGACUCUAAAUUCCGGCCAGGUUGAUUGCAAGGUCUCGGAGAAUAUUCGUCAGGAGCAAUUCGAGCGAAUGAUUGGCCCGAUCGCGUUCCAUCCUGCCAGCGUUCUGUUCGAAACCCCCAACCACACACAACUUCUCGAGAAAACGGGCGUCCGUCAAGUGGUAACAGGCAUCAUUGAUGAGUUGAUGGAGCUUGCCUCUGCCCAGGGCUGCUCAUUCCCCAGUGAUUUCCGGGAGAAGACGAUCGAAAAGAUGACUGCCACGGAUGCUCCGACCACGAUGUACCAGGAUUUCCAGGCUCGCCGCCCGAUGGAGAUUGAGACUUUCCUCGGAUCCCCGAUCAAGCUGGCCCUCGAGUCCAACACUCGCGUGCCCCGGAUUGAAUCCCUGUACGCAAUGAUGCACCACGCCAAUAUUGUCAACCAAAGCAAGCCCCGGCAGGAAUCCCCGCCUGCAUCAGUGAUGGGCCAGCCCCCUCCACGAUUGUCUUCCGCCCCUCCACAGCAGCGUCCUAUGAUGAACGGGGGACCCAUGAACGGCGGACCCCCACCUAUGCGAGCCAGCCGCACACCCUCAGGCAUGGUCAUUCCCCCACAAAGACGUGGCCCGCCCCCAGGCAUGAUGCGUGGACCUCCCCCAGGUGGACCGAUGGCACCCCACAACCGAAUUCCGCGCGACCCAUCAUUGGAGGGGCUCGAAGAGUUCAGCCAUUUGGUGGUAUACGACGAGUCCGGCGAGGGUAUCCCACACCAGAAUGGCAAUGGCGCUCUUGAGCCUGGCGCGGCACCAGUGUCGGAUAUAGCGUUACGGGAGCGGGAGUUGGCUCUUCGUCAACGAGAGCUGCAGAUCCGGGAACAGGAGAUGGGCCUGCGCCGGGGUCCUCCUGGUCCUGCACGCCGUGGACCGCCCUCCCGGGCCCCCACAGCAUUUGACGAAGAAGACGAGGAUUACUUCGACCCCAUGGAUACCAUGGCCGUCCCUCACAUCGACCCCGACAGUGUGGACAUGAUGAGUAUGACUUCCCGCCGAGGCCGCAAGGGCCCCAGUCACAGUCAAUUCCGCAAAAACCCCGAAUUUUCCGUGUCCGCCCCUCCUAGCCGUCCCUCCUCAUCAGCCUUCGGGCGCUACUUUGGCAGGAAGCGCGCGAGCGAUCGCGUGAUGCAAGAAAUCCCGGGUCUCCACGAUUCCCUCAUGGACAACCCGAUGAUGAGCUACUCUUCCAACAGAUAUGGUGCCGUUGACCGAAACCAGAUGAACAUGGACUCGCGAGCCAACUCCCUCACGGCCAGCCACAUGGGUGACUACCCACCGAGGCCCUUCCCGACGAGCCGGCGUAACAGCCAGUCUCCUGGAACUCCCCUCGGCGGACCCCCAGGGCCCCCCGGACCCCAUGGUCCUCCUGGACCAGGCCCCCGGAUGGGUCGGCCCCCAACCGCACAUGACCACAGCUUUGGACCCCCUAAUGGACCUCACGGUCAACCUUCCCCCCCUGGUAACAUGCGAACGCCGGUGCCGCGGUAUCCUCCUGGACAUGGAAACGCGGUAGGGCCGCAGCAAGUUGAACAACACUAUGGGGUGAGCAACACGUUUCCUGCCAAGGGCCCUCUUAAAAACAAAAGUCUGACCGGAAGUGCGAGCGCCAGCGCGGAGAGUGGUGAUAGCGGAGCGAGUGCGAACCUCGACUCUGAGCCUUCAUCUCAUAGCAGUCAAGUCAGCCUGGGCCAGGGCGUCGCAGCACCUGUUCGCUGA
Molecule: messenger RNA, 2298 nt
Organism: Penicillium arizonense
Lineage: Eukaryota; Fungi; Ascomycota; Eurotiomycetes; Eurotiales; Aspergillaceae
Product: ketopantoate reductase family protein
Exons: 5
Coding region: 1-2298 (765 amino acids)
Cellular component (GO): cytoplasm
Molecular function (GO): oxidoreductase activity
Source: RefSeq, a predicted model, not a curated record